AUGGCGGGCCCUUCCCCUGACAUGACAUCCUACCCCUUGCCUGCAUCGGGUCAUGGCGUCGUACCCCCCGAAUCCUCGGUCAUGAAAUUGACCAGAGGCCACUCAUGCGUUCUCUGUCAACAACGUAAAGUCCGCUGCGAUAAGAACAAGCCUUGCGCCAACUGUGUCAAGGCUGGCGUCGAUUGCAAAGUCGUCCCUCCUCAGCCUCCUCGUCGGCGCAAGAAGAAGCCACAGGAGAGAGAGCUCGUCGACCGCCUCAAGAAGUACGAGGCCCUGCUAUCUCAACAUGGCGUCGACUUCGAGCCCAUUGGUCAGCAUCUCAAGUCCUCCGACCUAGCCGUUGAUGAGGUCGACGAGAUAGAGCAUGGAAUCGAGGGCUUGAAGACGUCUCCUUCUUCAACAGGGCAAGAUGGCGUCUCUAGCGACAAGCCACCCUUCAAGUGGUUCCCAUAUUACAAAGAUUUCCGGACACAGGAUGCUCAGUUCAGGGAUUCUUCAGACGAUGGCUCUGAUGGUCCGAUGAUUCAUCAUGCUUUCGACAAGAUGUUUGACGGCCAAGAUGGUUUCCCUUUUGUGAUUGGCGGUUCAACAUCAUCUGUUACCAACCUGCACCCUUCAGGCGUGCAAAUAUUCCAGCUCUGGCAGAUCUACCUGGAGAACGUCAACCCAUUACUGAAAGUGACACAUACGCCAACGAUACAAGGCUCGUUGAUCGAGGCCGCUGCAAAUCCGUCCAAGAUUGCGAAGCCACUCGAGGCCCUGAUGUUCAGCAUAUAUUUCAUCGCCGUCGUAUCCAUGACCGACGAUGAACAAGCCCUCAUCAAUGCCGGGUUCAUGAGGAGCCCGGACCUUGUCGUACUUCAAGCCUACGUGAUGUAUUUGCUUUGCAUCCGUCAAUACACCGACCCACGCUCUUUGUUUUGUUUGAUAGGGAUUGCUGUUCGCAUUGCACAACGACUGGGGCUGCACCGAGAUGCUGAGCAGUUCCAUUUGGCUCCAUUCGAAGUCGAGCUGAGGCGUCGGCUUUGGUGGCAGCUGGUGAUUUUCGACAAACGGAUCGCCGAGAUUACUGGCUCGACAAUCACAGCCUUGUCAGCCAGCAAAGGGGACUGCAAAUGGCCCCUGAACAUAAAUGAUACCGACCUGCACGUUCAUGCCAAGGAUCGAAUUGCACCAUACCUUGGGCCAACGGAGAUGUUGUUUUGUCUUACACGGUUCGAAUUAACAGCUGCCGCAGACGUCGAUGGCGUCCGACCUGUACCAAACCUAGGGGCGACCGGUGCCAAACCGAAGUUUCAAUACAGUCCGUCGCCAAAUUCCUCCGACGUAGUCACGAACGCGGCCAAUCACAACCUUCCUAUGGCGGAUUUGGACAGCUACAUGACCUACAUCGAAGACAGAUACCUGAAACAUUGUGAUCCGAAGGUCCCUUUACAUCUCUUCACCCUAUUGAUGACCCGGCAAUCUCUUUCCAAGCUCCGCAUCAUUGACUACCUGUGUCGUGGGCACAUCCAACAACACCCAGACCCCAAAACCGUACCGGCAGGCCCCGAGCGCACACUGCGCGAGUCAAUAUUCGAGGAAGGAGUACGUGUACUCGAGUACGAUAUCAUGAUACAGGGGCAUGAAUCGCUACAGGGCUUCAGGUGGUAUACCUUUAUGCACUUUCCCCUACCAGUGUAUAUGUAUCUGGUCGGCGAGUUAAGGUACAUAACUAGUGGGGAUAUGUGCGAGCGAGCAUGGACGGCCAUACUCGAGGACUACGAGAAGAGAGGAAUGGCUAAUAAUCUGAGGAGCCCAAUACACACAGCCCUGGGUGGCGCAUUGCUCAAGGCGUGGGAUGCACACGAGGGAGUCAUAGCGCAGAUGGGAAAGCCCCCGCCACAGCAACCGAGACUGAUUGGGAUUCUCAGAGACCGGGCCAAAUCAACGAAUACGAGCAGCAAAGACAACUCGGCGUUGUCACAGAGCUCAGGACCAGAGACAGGUAGCAGAGUCAGCAUAUCAAGUGGCCCGAGUAAUUACGUUGCCCACCAGCAGCAACAGCAUCCGCAGCAACAGCACCAAUCCGAAAUGGACAUGCGAAGCGCAGGGAGCUCGCCGCCGAUUGUGUCUGCACCUGGCACCGGCGGGAUGGAGCCGAUGGGUGGUGGGAUGUUUCCGGCCGGCGGCUUUGAGGGGAUCAACCCGCAUAUGUUCAGCUCGGCGGUCAUGCCUAGCGACAUGGAUUUUGGCGCCAUGGAUUGGAGCUCCGUGUCUGGAUGGGGAGGAGCCUUCCCUACAUAUGACCCAUUCUCACAGCCUGGGAUGUCUGCACCAUAG
Diaporthe amygdali is the source of this 2322-nucleotide messenger RNA. RefSeq names its product colonial-22. The record is from RefSeq and is a predicted model, not a curated record. The coding region runs from base 1 to 2322 and encodes 773 amino acids. Gene Ontology annotation, biological process: DNA-templated transcription; regulation of DNA-templated transcription. Lineage: Eukaryota; Fungi; Ascomycota; Sordariomycetes; Diaporthales; Diaporthaceae. The transcript is spliced from 5 exons. Gene Ontology annotation, molecular function: zinc ion binding; DNA binding; DNA-binding transcription factor activity, RNA polymerase II-specific.